UCCAGUGGCGGGACUACAACUCCCAGCAGGCGCGGCCGCGGCCGUCUGCGGCGGUGCAUGCCGGGAGCUGUAGUCCCGGAGCGCCUCACGCCCUCCCCCUGCGGCGCGCACGGAAACCCCGUGCGUGCAGGCGCGGCGCUCUCUCGGGCCGCCGCCGCCAUUCCGCGAGCAGCGCGGGCAGCCCGCGCUCCGGCCCCGCCGCCCCCGCCCGCCUCGCCAUGCAGAUCUUCGUGAAGACCCUCACGGGGAAAACCAUCACCCUCGAGGUUGAGCCUUCUGAUACUAUAGAAAAUGUAAAAGCGAAGAUCCAGGAUAAGGAGGGCAUCCCUCCGGAUCAGCAGCGGCUGAUCUUUGCUGGGAAGCAGCUGGAGGAUGGACGCACACUGUCCGACUACAACAUUCAAAAAGAAUCAACCCUUCACCUGGUGCUGAGACUUCGUGGUGGUGCUAAGAAAAGGAAGAAGAAGUCUUACACGACUCCCAAGAAGAACAAGCACAAGAGAAAGAAGGUCAAGCUUGCAGUGCUCAAGUACUACAAGGUGGAUGAGAACGGCAAGAUCAGCCGCCUGCGCCGGGAGUGCCCCUCGGAGGAGUGUGGGGCUGGAGUCUUCAUGGCCAGCCACUUCGACAGACACUACUGUGGCAAGUGCUGUCUGACAUACUGCUUCAACAAGCCAGAAGACAAGUAAAUGUACCAGACAAUAAAAAUCUGACCUUC
Oenanthe melanoleuca is the source of this 718-nucleotide messenger RNA. It is a transcript of the gene RPS27A, whose product is annotated as ribosomal protein S27a. Lineage: Eukaryota; Metazoa; Chordata; Aves; Passeriformes; Muscicapidae. Gene Ontology annotation, molecular function: structural constituent of ribosome; protein tag activity; ubiquitin protein ligase binding. Gene Ontology annotation, cellular component: nucleus; ribosome; cytoplasm. Bases 219 to 689 code for a protein of 156 amino acids. The record is from RefSeq and is a predicted model, not a curated record. Gene Ontology annotation, biological process: modification-dependent protein catabolic process; translation; protein ubiquitination. The transcript has 5 exons.